AUGGAUAGCAUGCUGCACCAACAGAUUGCCCAGUACCCCGGUGCAGGGCCGGCACAAUCCGACGUGUUUAUCGACGCUACAGGAAAGCCCAUGAAGUUUUAUCUCUACCCGCCUCUUGACAGAAACCAGCAGCUGGUCAAUCUUAUCGAAAAUAACGGCGGCCAUGUGGUUGCCGGCGUCAGCAAGGACACCGUGAUAUUGUCAUCGGAAGAAUUCCUCAUGAGCGAGGAUCUCAAGCGAUUCCACGUUUACAGAUACGAAUUUGUGCAAAAAUCGAUUACUCACGGCAUCCAGAAUUUGUCAGAUUACGAAAUCAACAACCCGGCGGAGCCCUCAGCGCCCAGUCCAUUGACCAAUAUCAGCAGUCCUGCCACAAUGAGAUACUUCACUCAGGAGGAGGACAACGUGUUGUUUGAGGAAAUCAGAAAACGGCCGUGGAUGGGCUACAAGGGCCACCAAAUCUACAAGGAUAUUGCCGAGUUGGACUUCUUCAAGGAAAGAAACCGUAGUGCUGCGUCCUUGAGAGAGCGGAUCCGUACGCUGAAAUACGACAUUGAGUAUGUUUACAAGGCUGGACCGAACAAGGAGCUGCUGAGAGACGCCAAUGGUAAUUAUAUUCGUGACUACGAUAUCAAGAAGAAAACCACCAAUUUUUCGGCUUGGGAGGAUUUCGAGAUGUGCAGGACUAUCUACAUGAAGCUAAGACCGACGACAGACGAAAAGGGCUUUGAGAUUAUCAAUUUUCCGACCGGAUUCUUCGACAAUUACGCCAGUUCUCACCCUAGACAUACCUCCGAGUCCUGGAGACAGAGAUACAAAAACUUUUUGAGUCUUUUUGGUAUUGCCAACUAUCUCAAGUACUGUAUUAUGCAGAUAAGACAGGACAAGGAGCCCCAGCCAGCAAAUUCUGCGAACAAGGACUGGCUGAACGCGAGAAAACACCUGAAAAGGGCUUCUGGUCCAAAGUUAUAUUUCCCCAACAUACCCGAAGGAAAUGAGUUUUUGGACGCCAACCUGGAGACAAUGGAGGCGUCGGACCUUGUGGAGCCGGAAUUUGUGCCCACUCCGCGGCCAGAAAACCAGUUUUUGCGCCCUACGCCGCAGGAGCAGAUUGAGCAGUCGAUCGCCAUGGCAGCGCAGCAGGCCAGCCAGGAUCUGGUCACGGCAUUCAAGAACUUUAGGCAAGAGGAGCCGGACGGGCCUCCGGCUAAAAGAACGAAACGCGACCAGCAGAGCAGCUCUGCAAACAUCGACCCGGCGAUCGAGGGCAUGCAGCAGCCUUUGGAGUUUGUCGACGAGCCUACGACGUACUUCUCGGAUCCACGCUUUGCGCUGUCGUUAAAGAACGAGGGUCCGCCGAUAGAUCUUGCCGACGUGCUCCCACGCAAAGAGUCGUUUUUAGAGCAGCUCGAAAAGACCCUUGAUCCGCAGGUCACAGUCACGACGAAAACGCUAUUUUCUCAAUUGGCAAGCCUGGGUAUCAAGGAGUACUACGUCAUCUUCCUCUUCCACAGAUGCAACUCCAGACGCAAUCUCGUUCUUGAUUGUAUCAGGAACUAUCUCGACACUGAAGGCAAAGAGCUGCUUGUUCAAAAACCCGGUGUCUGGUCCAACAAGGCAUUGGAUUGGUUGGGCAAAAACGACAGCCAUCUCAACUCGCUGCUGGAGUCGUACCACGGGGAACACGACUACAAGACGCAGCUAGAGAAUAUGCGCAAGAUAAAGCAGUGA
Ogataea angusta is the source of this 1731-nucleotide messenger RNA. RefSeq lists its product as uncharacterized. Gene Ontology annotation, biological process: regulation of DNA-templated transcription; telomere maintenance via telomere lengthening. Gene Ontology annotation, cellular component: shelterin complex. Bases 1 to 1731 code for a protein of 576 amino acids. Gene Ontology annotation, molecular function: telomeric repeat DNA binding. The transcript has a single exon. The record is from RefSeq and is a predicted model, not a curated record. Lineage: Eukaryota; Fungi; Ascomycota; Pichiomycetes; Pichiales; Pichiaceae.